CUCAAAACAAAACACGAGCUGAGAGCCAUGGCCGUCGUCCUCCUCCGCCGCAUGUUCUCUUCCUCAACGACGUCUCCAAGCCCUAAUCCCGAGAAACCUCAGCGCCUCAAGGCCCUUAUCAACCGCAUGUUUAAGAUCCGCGACCCCGACGCCCUAGUCUCAGCUUUCAACUCCGCCUCCUCCGCCCACGCCCGCUUCCGCGCCUCCCAUAACAUCUACUCCUCCGCCAUCCACCGCCUCUCCGCCGUAGACCGCCCCGACUGCGUCCGCGCCAUCCUCGAACACCAGAAGCAGUUCCCGGACCUCCGCCGUGAGGGUUUUGCCCUCCGCCUCCUCUCCCUCUACGGUGCCGCCAAACUCCCCGACGACGCGAUCGCUACCUUCCGCCAGCUCCCCUCCCUUGACUGCCCCCGCUCUAUCAAGUCCUUCAACGCGCUCCUCUCCGCAUGCUUGGAGUCCAAGGCCUUCAACCUCAUACCCGACCUUUUCAAGCAAAUCCCUUCUGAAGACCCCUCCAUUACUCCCAGUCUCUGUUCCUACAACAUUCUGAUCCACGCUCUCUGUGAAAAACCUGAUCUUGAUGCUGCUUUCAAGAUCCUGGAUCUCAUGGAGUCCAAUGGCAUCUCCCCUGAUUUGGUCUCCUUUAAUACUCUGUUGAAUGCUUACUAUACCAAUGGCCUGAUUGAUAAUGCAGAGAAAGUUUGGGUUUUGAUGCAUGAGAAGAAGAUUGAACCUGAUACCAAGAGCUUCAAUGCAAAAUUGAGGUGGUUGGUCUCCCAAGAGAGGGUGCUUGAAGCAUCAGAGCUUGUUGAUGAAUUGAGGAAGAAUGGGCCAAAGCCGGAUGCUUUUUCAUUUGAUGCUUUGAUCAGGGGGUUUUGUAAUGAUGGUAAGCUGGAGGAAGCCAAGGGAUUAUUCAUGGAGCUGACAGAGAGUGAUUAUGCUCCAGUUCAUACCACUUUUGAGAUAUUGAUUCCAAAACUUUGUGAUAAUGGUGAAAUAGACCUGGCCUUUAAGAUAUGUUGUGAUUCUCUGAGUAAUAAGAGGUUCAUAGAUGCAAACACAUUGCAGAACUUGGUUGAUAAGUUGGUGGAGAGAUCAAGAAUGGAGGAGGCCAAAAAGCUGGUGGAACUUGGACGAUUGAAUGGUUGCUCAAGGAAAAACUUGAGGAUUCCGGAGUCAUGUGCUUCGGGGUAAUUCUAUUUAGCCAUCGCCAUUGCCUCUUACUAAUGGAUUUUGAUGUGUUCAGUUCUAUAUGUCCACAAUGAAAGCCAUAUAUACAUUCUUCUGUAUCAAUUAUUAUUGUCGGAUAAUUACCUUAAGACUGAUGCAUUAUCUGGACAUCUCUGUGACAAUUUUCUAGUUAACUUCAAAAAAUC
Molecule: messenger RNA, 1376 nt
Organism: Dioscorea cayenensis subsp. rotundata (Guinea yam)
Lineage: Eukaryota; Viridiplantae; Streptophyta; Magnoliopsida; Dioscoreales; Dioscoreaceae
Product: pentatricopeptide repeat-containing protein At1g55890, mitochondrial-like
Exons: 1
Coding region: 28-1194 (388 amino acids)
Cellular component (GO): chloroplast
Molecular function (GO): protein binding
Source: RefSeq, a predicted model, not a curated record